Fusarium odoratissimum NRRL 54006 is the source of this 930-nucleotide messenger RNA. RefSeq lists its product as uncharacterized. Bases 1 to 930 code for a protein of 309 amino acids. The record is from RefSeq and is a predicted model, not a curated record. Lineage: Eukaryota; Fungi; Ascomycota; Sordariomycetes; Hypocreales; Nectriaceae. The transcript has 2 exons.
AUGCUGGGACGGAUACCAGCGAAGGACCUGGUUAAUAGUAUCUCAGAGCUUCACUGGGCUUUUUUCGUGUUGGUCAUUGAUCAGUUGACCAUCAGGGACAGUAACUUGAGCUGUGGUAUUUCCGUGCACCUUGGGCAAGACGGUCUGAGCGAUCAAACCAAGUCGGCUGAUGAAAACAUACAAGUCAUGUUGAGCUCAACGGACCAAGAGUUCAGAGAUUUUGCCCGGAUGGCUAACUGGAAUUUUCCCAAAUUUCACUCUCUUGUCGCGUCUAGCUAUCCCUCGCAGGCAGCAGCUGAAGAGGUUCUUGAAGCAUACGGUAUUCUGCCGACAUCAUCUGAUGCAGAACUGUUUGAGGCAUUCUCUGAGUUCAUAUCUGAUGCCACCAUGUUGCAUAAAGUAUAUCGCGCAAGCGAGUUCUUCAAGACCCAUCGUGGGAAACAAGCUCUCCUCCAUGGGAAAGACCCAAAGCACGUAGGAGUCCAAUAUUGCCAUUUCGAAUUCGGCAAUCCCUUCUCAGGCCCCAUGCAAGGAAUUGCGCACCACGGAGUUGAGUUGAUCUAUGCUUUUGGCAAUUUUCACAACGCGCUAGAGAAGGCUGACCAGGAGCUUACAGAAGCUGCUAUUCCUGAAAUCCCAUCGAAUGCCGAGGCCGCGGAGGAACGCAAGUCCAACAUUGACUUAGGCUGUGAACUGCAGGACAUGUUGAUCCGAUUCGUUGUCGAGGAUUGUCGAGAGACCGACCAGCGCGCGGAUCCCGACGAGAUAGCGACAUUUCGUCAUGAUCGAUCGGUCCGCAUGGAGAGUUGGUCCAGUAGCGAGAAAUGGGUGGCAAGGACAAAGAAAUUUAAGCUUUUAGAUAAGGAUUUCAAUUCUUUAACGACUGCCACCAAGAAACUUGUAGGCGGCGUUAUAGGUAUGAGACUAUAA